AUGAGCAACAACAACAACAACCAGCAGUCCAACCGGCUCCAACUCAACUUUGGUUUCAAUAAUGGUGACCGCAACAAUCAGUACCAGCAGGAAGCCGGCAGAGCGUUCCCCACGACCCCCUCGACCUUCCCGCAACCUGUGUACCCGAACCAGGCUGGUCAGCAAGAGGUCUGGGGUGCCCAGCAACAAGGCAAUGGCUAUGGAAGCGGCGGCUACUUCAUGAAUCCCUACCAGCAAGCGCAAUAUCAGGGACAACAGGGCAACCUCCAGGGUCAAGGUAGCCAGCGUUUUGAUCAAAGUGCCAAUGGCUUAGCCCAACAACUCUCACACCAGCAUCUCGGAGGCGGCCGCUCAGGAAGUCCCUAUGGCCGCCAAGGCUCCCCGAACCCCACGCGUCCCCGUACCGCAGACAACAGAUAUGGCUAUGGAAGUCAGGGCGGCUCGGGACCACGACCGUCUUCGCUCUACGAUGAAGAGGCCCCCCAAAGGAACCCCGGCAAAUACUCGGAGAAUGUAGAAAAGCAGGCCAUGGUGUCCAAGAGCCUUAUCAACACCUUCUUCAAGGACAGUGUCCAGCGAGCACGCGACAGGAACCAAAGAGCGCUCGAACUCGAGGCUCUUAUGAAGGAGCCAUCCAUCUCCGACAGCCGAAAGGCGACCAAGGAAAACAGCAUGCGCCGAGCCGAAGUCGAAUACUUGCGAUUCCUACGAACAAAAGAGAAGCCUGAGAACUUCACAACUCUCAAGAUUAUCGGCAAGGGUGCCUUCGGAGAGGUCAAGUUGGUCCAACGACGCAACGAUGGCAAAGUCUAUGCACUCAAGUCGCUUGUCAAGCAGGAAAUGUUCAAGAAAGACCAGUUGGCGCACGUGCGUUCAGAACGUGACAUUCUCGCUGAGUCCGACAGCCCAUGGGUUGUCAAACUACACACCACCUUCCAGGACAAUACCUUCCUUUACAUGCUCAUGGAGUUCUUGCCAGGUGGUGACUUGAUGACUAUGCUCAUUAAGUAUGAAAUCUUCACCGAGGAUAUCACACGUUUCUAUAUGGCUGAGAUUACUCUUGCAAUUGAAGCUGUCCACAAGCUUGGCUUCAUACAUCGUGAUAUUAAGCCUGACAACAUUCUUCUCGACCGGGGCGGCCACAUCAAGCUAACGGAUUUCGGUCUGUCAACUGGUUUCCACAAGGAGCACGAUGCUGGGUACUACAAGAAGCUGCUUGCUGGCGGCGCACACAAGUCAAACCGCGACAACCGACAGUCAAUGAAUCUCGACCAGAUCCAGCUGACAGUCAGCAACCGUACUCAGAUCAACACAUGGCGUAAGUCUCGCCGACAGCUCGCAUACUCCACCGUUGGUACCCCCGACUACAUUGCGCCUGAGAUCUUCAGCGGCCAGGGCUACGACUACAGCUGUGAUUGGUGGUCGGUAGGCACAAUCAUGUUCGAGUGUCUCAUCGGCUGGCCACCGUUCUGCGCUGAAGAGCCUCAUGAUACUUACCGUAAGAUUGUCGACUGGCCGCGCAACCUGCACUUCCCUCCAGACCAACAGCUUGGUACCGAGGCCGAAGACUUUGUUCGAAGACUGAUCUGUGAUGCUGAUCAUCGUCUCGGUCGUAUCGGCGGCGCCAACGAAAUCAAGCAGCACCCCUUCUUCCGCGGCGUGUCAUGGGAUGGCCUGCGCCGCAUUCGCGCGCCUUUCGAGCCCAAGCUGCAGUCCAACAUUGACACGCAAUACUUCCCUAUUGAUGAGAUUGACCAAAACGACACAUCGGCUGCUCACAGGGCGCAGGCAGCACAGGCAGGUGAAGACGAGUACGCGACGAGCUUGCCAUUCAUUGGAUACACAUAUAAGCGGUUCGACGCCUUCCGCGGCUCGUAG
Messenger RNA from Bipolaris sorokiniana ND90Pr, 1878 nucleotides. RefSeq lists its product as uncharacterized. NCBI's taxonomy places the organism in Eukaryota, Fungi, Ascomycota, Dothideomycetes, Pleosporales, Pleosporaceae. Bases 1 to 1878 code for a protein of 625 amino acids. The record is from RefSeq and is a predicted model, not a curated record. Gene Ontology annotation, molecular function: ATP binding; protein serine/threonine kinase activity. Gene Ontology annotation, biological process: peptidyl-serine phosphorylation; intracellular signal transduction. The transcript has 5 exons.